Molecule: messenger RNA, 4055 nt
Organism: Rattus rattus (black rat)
Lineage: Eukaryota; Metazoa; Chordata; Mammalia; Rodentia; Muridae
Gene: Clip4
Product: CAP-Gly domain containing linker protein family member 4
Exons: 16
Coding region: 141-2258 (705 amino acids)
Biological process (GO): cytoplasmic microtubule organization
Cellular component (GO): nucleus; cytoplasm; microtubule plus-end
Molecular function (GO): microtubule plus-end binding
Source: RefSeq, a predicted model, not a curated record
GGCGGGUUGCUGCUCCCCUGCUGGAGGCUCCGCGGCGGCCACGGGACCCCUGGGGGAAGCGCGCCCCUGCGCCUUGCCUCUGCGUCCCGCGUCCGCAGCCGGCGCUCCGCAGGGACCCGGAGCAGGUGGCCUUCUAGAAGAUGACCAUAGAGGACCUCCCGGAUAUCCCACUGGAAGGAAACUCUUUGAUCGGAAGAUACCCAUUCUUAUUCACAGGCCCCGACACUUCCGUUAUCUUUUCCAUUUCUGCAGCACCGAUGCCUUCGGAUUGCGAGUUUUCUUUUUUUGAUCCGAAUGAUGCAUCAUGCCAGGAAAUUCUCUUCGAUCCCAAAACUUCAGUCUCAGAAUUAUUUGCUAUUUUAAGACAGUGGGUUCCUCAGGUCCAGCAGAACAUAGACAUUAUUGGAAAUGAGAUUCUUAAGAGAGGCUGCAACGUGAAUGAUAGAGAUGGACUGACGGAUAUGACUCUGUUACAUUACACUUGCAAGUCUGGGGCUCAUGGCAUUGGUGACGUUGAGACAGCUGUAAAAUUUGCAGCUCAACUUAUUGACCUGGGAGCAGACGCGAGUUUGCGGAGUCGCUGGACAAACAUGAACGCCUUGCAUUAUGCUUCAUACUUUGAUGUUCCAGAGCUUAUCAGAGUGCUUUUGAAAACAUCCAAACCAAAAGAUGUGGACGCCACUUGCAGUGACUUUAAUUUUGGGACAGCCCUGCAUAUCGCAGCACAUAACUUGUGUGCAGGAGCCGUGAAAACCUUGCUGGAGCUGGGAGCGAACCCUGCAUUUAGGAAUGACAAAGGACAGAUCCCUGCAGAUGUUGUUCCAGACCCAGUGGACAUGCCUCUGGAGAUGGCCGAUGCCGCAGCAAUCGCGAAGGAAAUCAAGCAGAUGCUCUUGGACUCAAUGCCUCUGCCCUGUACCAUCGCUAAGGCCACGCUUCCAAACUGUGACAUCACCACUAGCAAGGCCAUGCUGACAACUCUUGGCCUGAAGUUGGGAGACCGUGUCGUCAUCGCUGGACAGAAGGUUGGAACAUUAAGAUUUUGUGGAACAACGGAGUUUGCAAGUGGGCAGUGGGCUGGCAUUGAACUGGAUGAGCCAGAGGGGAAAAACAACGGCAGUGUUGGGAGAGUCCAGUACUUCAAGUGUGCCCCAAAAUAUGGUAUUUUUGCGCCACUUUCAAAGAUAACUAAAGUAAAAGAUGGGAGAAAAAACAUCACAAAUACUCCUUCCACGAAAGCCACCCUCCAUGCCCGGUCCCAGAAGGUCGAUGUAGCCCACGUCACAUCCAAAGUAAAUUCCGGAUUGAUGACAUCCAAAAAAGAGAAUGCUUCUGAGUCCACACUGUCACUGCCUAGGAGUGAAGAACUGAAGACUGUAGCCAAAAAUGAUGCUGCCCAACCUGGGUGCAUCAGCAGCUCCUCCUCCACGUCCUCCCUGGACCACAAGCAGAGCCACCCAAAGAAGCUGAGCACAAGCGGCAGCAGUGGCAAGAAGGCCUUGAGCAAAAGCCCCUCUCUCCCGUCCAGAGCCAGUGCUGGUUUGAAAUCUUCAACAACAUCUGCAGCAAAUAACACUCACCGUGAAGGAGCACUCCGCCUUGGAGAAAGGGUGCUGGUGGUAGGCCAGAGAGUGGGGACCAUUAAGUUCUUUGGGACAACAAACUUUGCUCCAGGGUAUUGGUACGGCAUAGAGCUGGAGAAGCCCCAUGGGAAGAAUGACGGUUCGGUUGGAGGUGUGCAGUAUUUUAGUUGCUCUCCGAGAUAUGGAAUAUUUGCGCCCCCAUCCAGGGUACAGAGACUGUCAGAUUCCCUGGAUACGCUUUCAGAAAUAUCUUCAAAUAAACAGAAUCAUUCUUAUCCUGGUUUUAGGAGAAGUUUCAGCACAACCUCUGCUUCUUCUCAAAAAGAGAUUAACAGGAGAAAUGCUUUUGCCAAGACUAAGACCACCCUGCGCCGCAGCUGGAGCAGUUCCACCACGGCGGGUGGUCUCGAGGGGACCGUGAAGCUCCACGAGGGGUCUCAGGUCCUGCUCACGAGCUCUAAUGAAAUGGCCACCGUUAGGUACGUGGGUCCCACGGACUUUGCCUCUGGUAUCUGGCUUGGACUGGAGCUCCGAAGUGCCAAGGGGAAAAAUGACGGCGCCGUGGGUGACAAGCGCUAUUUCACCUGUAAGCCGAACUACGGAGUGCUGGUUAGACCAAGCCGAGUGACCUACCGAGGGAUUAACGGGUCAAAGCUCAUUGAUGAGAGCUGUUGAGUUAACCACAGAAAGCAUUGAGCUCCUCUGAGUAUGACUAUGUGCUAGAUGAAAAUAGGGACUAUGACAAAGGGCUUACUUAACAGAAAAUAGAGUAAUCUUCAUAAAAAUCUCCAAAGGAACCCAAGUAUGAACUUUGAGGGUCAUGGUUUUGAAAAUAAUUUCAGAAUAAGCACUUUCUAAAAGUUUAGGUCCCAAGAAAAUUUGAGGACUCAAAAAAAAAAAUAAAUAAAAAGAAAAAAGAAAAGAAAAAAUAGAAUGUGGUACUUAGCAAUAUGUUGUGGUUACUUUGCCAUUUGGCUUCAUUUUUGCACAUGGUGUUACGUUCUUCACAGAGUGAAAGUUUUCACCACCAGCUUUGUGAUGUUCACACCACCUGUUUCCAGUCCAAGUGUUCUGGAAUGUUCUUUUCCAUCCUCUAGUUUGUUGCUAAAAAGUACCUAGAGAGCAGUCACUAAAUAACUGGUGUAUCUUUUAUCCUCUUGGUAGGCUUACUUGCCCUUUGGGGAUAGGCUCCUGUGAACACUUAGAACCUGGGAGGACGGUGGGCACUGGGUGAUACCCGGCUCCGCCUUGCACCCGUUGUCAACCACAGAGAUGUGAUUCCCUUCACUACCAGCUGGUUGGUUAACAGAGCUGAGCGGUACACGGGCCUCCUGACUCCGUGCAUGCCUCCUCACGCAGUGUGCUCUCAGGUUUCCAAUCUGCUGCUCGACUGCCCUGCCCGUAGGCACAACAAGAGACUUGCAGUUAGGCUUGUGAACUCAAGGCAGAACUCUUUUUUUUUUUUUUGCACACUUAUUUAACCUUGUAAGCUCCCGACAUGCACAGCACUUUUGAAACAUGAUGCACUUUUUACUUUUUGAGACUUUGCCUUCAUUUCCUCCUGGGAUAUAAAAAACUUUAAAGAAGUAUUUCACAGAAUGAAUAAAAGUGUGUUGGGGAGGGUGUGUUAUCUGUGUGGGUGUCCAUGGUGUCUGGGCUUGGGUGGGGUCGGGGUUUAGCCAUAGCUGCUGAGUUCUGUUGGCUACACAGCUGCAGAGCCAUGGCUGACCGUUCACUGUCAGGGGCACAUGUUACACUAAGCUUCAUGACAGUGGUGUAAUAAUGUUACACAUUUGUCUUGUGGUUAUGUAUUGAAGUUUCUGUCCUGUUAUGUGUAAAAAUGUAUCCACUCUUGUAUAUAUUUAGACUUGAAACUACCACACAAAUAUUGGAACGGUUUGCUUUAUGAAGUUAAAAGUAUCCUUCCGAAUGGAACUAACUUGCUUUGUGCUCAGACAUAUACUAUGCUGAUGUAUUUUGCAAUAUACUAUCUUAAAUUAAAUCUGGUCACUUUGUUGCCUUUUUAAAAAGUGUGGUAUUUCAAAUAGAGUUAUUUUCCUGAAAUAUAUUUGCAAACUCAAGCUGCUUUAUAAUCAAGGAAUAUUUUUAUUGAUUGAAGAAAAUGACUGCUGCAAUUCAAAAGUGAACUUAUUUUAUUAUAUAGAUGAUUUCUUAAAAGCUAUUUAUACCAUGAUACAAAAUCCGUGACUGUAGUGAGCCUGGGAGUCUGUAGUUCUUCCUGUUAAUAACAUUCAACACUGUAUGCUAGAGGCAGCAAUGCCAACACUGAAGUUAUUUUGGGUGAAAACCGUUGUUCUGUUCCUGUUUAGCUGGGGAUUAUUAAAUCCACAUAAUGUAUGUGCUUACGUAUGCUACAUGUGCAAGUUAGGUGUUUCCUUUGUGUUCUGCUUAUUAAAUGUCAUUCAGAUUCACUUCCUGAAUUCUAAUAAAGAGGGAAGCUGUUGGAGCGGA